Molecule: messenger RNA, 2989 nt
Organism: Linum tenue
Lineage: Eukaryota; Viridiplantae; Streptophyta; Magnoliopsida; Malpighiales; Linaceae
Source: the annotation of a GenBank genome assembly
AAAAUAUAAUAUGAGAUUAGCUAACAAAAUAAAUCAUAUGUAUCAUGAUAUACAAAAUGAAGUACCAAAUAAAAGUUAAGAUUUUAAUAAACAAGCUAGCUAAACCUCGACUCGACUCGGCUCGUCAAUAAACGAGUUGAGUUCGAACUGGGGUUAAACUCGACUCGGCUCAUUUGCAGCCCUAAUGUCUACAAGCCAUUUCAGACACGUGUCUCACGACUGUUGGCCAACCGACUUUCGAACAUGUUGGUGGUAACAGGCCACCACCCUCCUAAUUGCCGGUGCCCUUUUCCCCGUCGGCCUCCACCUUCACACAAUCACACUGGAGUAUUGUAUUCGUUUGCUGAUUACCAGCCUCUAAAUUAAUACAACUGGACCCAAUUUCCUGUGUGUGGGAGAUAAUAAUUCCUUCCCUUCUGCUCCAAAUUACUAAAAAAAAUCUUCUCCCUUCUCAUUCCUUGCCAUAAUUCUCCCUUCUCCUCCUGCAUUCCAAAAUGGACCGCCAUUCCACCUCGUGUGCUCUUCUCCUCACCAUUCUCAUCACCACCACCUUACCCCACACAACACUCUGCUCUCCUCCACACCCAAAGUACAGUUCCUGCGAACCCAGAACCUGCAGUAGUGGCGGCCCUUCCAUAAGCUACCCAUUUUGGCUGUCUGAUCAGGAAUCCUUCUGCGGCUUCCCCAAUUUCCAAAUCACCUGCAACGACCAAGGCUACCCAGCUCUCGCCAUCUCCAAUGACGAAUACGAGAUCAGAGACAUCUUCUACCCGACCCACUCCCUCCUCCUCUCGUUCCCUUCCUCCGCCGCCGCCGGCGGCCGCGGCGGUUCCUGCAAAACCCCUCUCCACAACCUCACCCUCGAUCGAACCCCCUUCCACAUCUCACCCAACGACACGCUUCGUCUCUCCUUCUUCUACAAUUGCAGCAGCUGGCCGCCUCCUGGGGUUCUCAAUUUCUCUUCCCAUUCAUCCUACCCGAUCAAUUGCUCGACCAACUCCACUCAUUCCUCCUUCGCCGUCUUCCUCGACCAGCUGCCGGAGGAGGUUGGUGAGGAAAUCAGGGAAGCCAGGUGCCAGCAAAUCGUGGAGACUCCCGUUCGCCGUGGGGAGCUGGUCGGCGACGGCUCUGGUGAUUACAGCGACAUUUUGGAGAUGGGUUUUGUGCUGAACUGGACUGCGCAGAAUUGCAGCGAUUGUUCAGGCAGUGGCGGGCGGUGCGGGUUUGAGAAUAAUCAAUUUGUUUGUUUUUGCCCUCAUGGGCCCCGACCCACUUCUUGCUAUGACGGUAUUUGUUUUCUAGCUCCGAGAUCUCCAUUCUCCAGCUUGCUUCUCUGCUGUUUCUUCUGCUUUUUCUACGCGUUGAACAUAGAGUAGUGGAUACUGGUAUUGGUUGAUUGAAAUUUACGACUUUUCAGAUACCUGUGGGUCUUAUUUAGGAACCCAAAAAGUCCACGGUAUUAGCUAUUAUUGUGUGCCUUCCAUAUUGGUUCCUAGUCAAUAACCAUCGAAUUAGACUUGGUCCAAGAACGAAAGAGGACGGUGAUUUGUCGAACAUUAGCUGUGAAACUAACUUUCUGGGCCACCGUUUUAGCUCUUGGAACUCAGCUUGCCUUGGUUCACAUUCCUCGUCUUUCAUAUACGAGAUAGCGAUAACCCUUCUCCUCUUGACAAACUAAGCAUCCAGAUCCUCUGCAGUUUGGAAAACUCGGUUUUAGGAAGUCCUCAUGAGGAAUGAACCAAAUGUCCGGGCGAAAGUUGCGAUAGGUGUUGGAGCAGCUGUUGGAAGUGUGGCCAUAAUGCUCGUUCUCUUCCUCAUAUACCUCCGGCGUAGAAGACAACAACAAUAUUCAGCUACCGGUUCCUCCCUGUUAUCUAGAAGCAUAUUUUCAUACCCCUCUUCAAAAUCCAAAGUGGAGCUUGAGAAGGGUACUAGCAAGUAUUUUGGCGUUCAGGUCUUCACGUAUGCAGAACUUGAAGAGGCCACCAAUAACUUCCAUUCGAGUAAUGAACUUGGAGAUGGAGGCUUUGGCACUGUAUAUUAUGGCAAACUCAAGGAUGGUCGAACUGUUGCAGUGAAACGCCUGUACGAAAGCAACUACAAGAGAGUAGAGCAGUUCAUGAACGAGAUCGAGAUUCUCACUCGCUUGCGCCAUCCCAAUCUCGUCUCCCUAUACGGAUGCACAUCUCGCCACAGCCGCGAGCUCUUGCUGGUCUACGAGUACAUUCCAAAUGGCACGGUGGCUGAUCAUCUCCAUGGCGAAAAGGCGAAACCCGGAGCCCUCUCGUGGUCCACUCGAAUGAGCAUCGCAGUGGACACAGCAAGCGCACUCGCAUAUCUCCACGCCUCCGAGAUCAUUCACCGUGACGUGAAGACCAACAACAUUCUGCUCGACGAGAAUUUCGUCGUGAAGGUUGCCGAUUUCGGGCUGUCCCGCCUCUUCCCCACCGAUGUCACCCAUGUCUCCACGGCUCCACAGGGGACUCCCGGGUAUGUCGAUCCCGAGUACCACCAGUGCUACCAGCUGACCAGCAGGAGCGAUGUUUUCAGCUUCGGGGUUGUCCUGGUCGAGCUGAUAUCGUCCAUGCCAGCCGUCGAUAUCACGAGGCAUCGACACGAAAUCAAUCUGUCCAACAUGGCGAUCAACAGGAUCCAAGGCGACGCUCUGCACGAGCUUGUGGAUCAGAGUCUCGGGUUCCAGUCGGAUGCAUCGACAAGGAAGAUGAUGACGGCGGUGGCAGAGCUGGCAUUCCAGUGUCUUCAGAGUGAUACAGAUUUGAGGCCUUCGAUGGAUCAAGUCUUGUGUACGCUGCUGGAGAUACAGAGAGUGGGGGAUGUCUCAGAGAAGGGGAGUAAGGCGCCACAGGAUGUAAGGUCGGAUGAUGCUUCGUUGUUGAAGAGUGUUGUUGUUCAGGAUUUGCCACUGUCGCCAAAUUCUGUAACUGGGAAAUGGCCCAGCGUUGCUACAACUCCUAACACCAGCAGUUGA